AAAAUGCAUACAUCAAGGAAGGAGUGAGUUGGCUUAGGAUAAGAGCUAAUAUAUUUUCAAUUCUUAUCUUGUUCUCUCUUUUGUAAUAAUAAUAAAGAUUUUUAUAUCUUUAUUUUCCUUUAUGGAGAAAACAAGAAGAGCACAUAGAAACGGAAACAGAAACUCAAAUCUAUAAGAUCUCAUUAUCUUCUAUUUCUCUAUGGAUUGACAAAGAUUUUUCACCUUUUCUCUCUAAAAAAAUGUUUACUGCCAUUGACAAGAUUGAUCGGACUUUCACGGUGGAUCAAGAAUUUGCUUGCUUAUCGUCGUCGACGUCUUCUGAUUCGAUCGGGGAGAACAGUGACGACGAUGAAGGUGGAGAGAAUGAGAUUGAGUCUUCUUACAAUGGUCCUCUUGAUAUGAUGGAAUCUCUUGAAGAAGCCUUGCCCAUCAAGAGAGCUAUAUCAAAGUUUUACAAAGGGAAGUCAAAGUCGUUCAUGAGCUUAUCGGAAACUUCAUCUUUGCCGGUGAAGGACUUGACGAAACCGGAGAAUCUUUAUAGUCGUCGGAGGAGGAAUCUUCUCAGUCACCGGAUAUGUAGUCGUGGUGGGAUCUCAAAGAAGCCAUUCAAGAGUGUUUUAGCGAUGAGUCAACGAGAAGGAGACUCUUCUUCCUCCGGUGAUGAUUCUCUUCCGACUCUAAGGCAGCAUCAUAAGACUCUUACGCCGAGGCUGAGAAAAGGGAGUUUUGGUAAUUGUGUUCCCGUUGUUGAUUCGCCGCGGUGUUUCCAGACGGCGGCGGGAAGGAACAUCCAUAAUAUUAUUUGUUAGACCUUUUUUAUUUUCUUUCUGUUAUUGAGGAAUUUAUUUUUGGAAUUUUUACAUUGAUGUUACAUCUCAGAUUUAAUUAUGUUAAGAAGUAAUUGUUACUUUUGAAUAUAUCACUUUUUGUGUGUGAAAUUUUCAACUUUAUUUUUUCUUAAAGAUUUUCAACACUUUUAUCUCUUUUUUUUUCCUAU
Messenger RNA from Arabidopsis thaliana (thale cress), 997 nucleotides. RefSeq lists its product as uncharacterized. Gene Ontology annotation, biological process: response to oxidative stress. Lineage: Eukaryota; Viridiplantae; Streptophyta; Magnoliopsida; Brassicales; Brassicaceae. The transcript has 2 exons. The coding region runs from base 240 to 809 and encodes 189 amino acids. Gene Ontology annotation, cellular component: nucleus. The record is from RefSeq and is marked reviewed.